AUGAGCUCUCAACCGCAAGAUAUAGUAAAGGAGAUGGCAAAUUCUCUUCGUAACAGCAGAUCACAAUUGGAUAUGACGCUUGCACAACUGGAACAACUACAGAGGCAAAAAAAGAUUGCUAAGUUGACUGAAAAGGAAUUGGGAAAUUAUGGAAAUGAGCAAGUGUGGAGAUCUUGUGGUAAGAUGUUCAUCCGUCAAGAGAAGCAAGCCUACACUGCUGAUUUAAACCAUGAUGAAAGAAUAUUGGACGAACAGAUAAAGGCAUUGGAACAAAAGAGACAUUACCUACAGACCACAGUCGAUAACACGGUAGAGAGUUUGAGAAGAGUCAUUGGAAAUUAA
Molecule: messenger RNA, 342 nt
Organism: Kluyveromyces lactis
Lineage: Eukaryota; Fungi; Ascomycota; Saccharomycetes; Saccharomycetales; Saccharomycetaceae
Gene: PFD1
Product: prefolding complex chaperone subunit
Exons: 1
Coding region: 1-342 (113 amino acids)
Biological process (GO): protein folding
Cellular component (GO): cytoplasm; prefoldin complex
Molecular function (GO): protein folding chaperone
Source: RefSeq, a predicted model, not a curated record